Messenger RNA from Cuscuta campestris, 1300 nucleotides. The record is from the annotation of a GenBank genome assembly. Lineage: Eukaryota; Viridiplantae; Streptophyta; Magnoliopsida; Solanales; Convolvulaceae.
AAUGAUUAAAGUGUUACAUUGGAUAUAGUAAAAAAUUUAAAGAAAGAAUUAAAUUCGGAGGGAGAGAGUACAUUUUAAUGAACCCAAAAAAAAACCAAACUUUUUCUUUAAGGAGGGGGGGGGGGGGGGGGGGNUAGUAUUAAUUAGAUUGUCAAUCAACCCUGACCACCAUAUUCUUCUUUCUUCUGGGCAAAAUAUUGGGUUAAAAAUGGGAAGAGAAAAAUCUCCUUCACCUCUUCCAGUAAAAGAAACUUCCAACUCUGAUGAAAUCUUCAUGCACCACAGCAUACACUUCACUCACAGCUUGAAGGAGUUGAAGAGCCUAAGGGAACAACUGUACUCUGCAGCAGAGCAUUUUGAGUUGUCUUUUGGAGAAGAUGAACACAAGCAUCUAGUGGUGAAUAGCCUGAAAGAUUAUGUGAGCAAAGCAGUGAUUAGCACAGUGGAUCACUUGGGGUGUGUGGCAUCUAAACUGGACACUUUCUUGGAUGAAAAAGUGGAUCAAUUUUCUACCACCCAACUUAGAUUUUCUUCCAUUGAACAGAAAUCGAGAUCACACCAGCAACUCAUCGACCGGAGCGGGCUGAUGCAAAAUUCGUUCCUUGUGGCAGCACCAAAGUAUCAGAAACACUAUUAUACUAACUCAUGUGUGACGGGUACAAUGCGUGGCUCUCUCAAAUGGGAUGAGAAAUAUACAAAGGAAUGCUCAAUGUAUGUUGAAGAAGAUGAUAUGCAACCAAGGCAAGCUUAUCAAAGAGGAAGUAAAGCAAAGGGACAUCGUCCUCCCCUACCGAGGAGGAAUCACAAGCCAUCAACAGUAGAAAACUCUCAAAAUCUGCAGGGUUUUUCGUUUACGAGAGUUGCAUCUAACAAAGAGGGCGGGAAACGGACACAUUCUCCACUUAGGUUUAUCCUCAAGCGUUCUGGGUCAAAUGCUAACAGACCGGCGUCUCCAUCUGCUUGCAAUCGACAACAGCACCUAGAUCAGGCAAAAAGCAAUCAACAAGAUCUGCAACUCCAAUCUAAAAAGACCAAACAUAUGCUCAAAGCACUGCUUAGCAUCCACAGAUCACAAAAGGGGGUAGCAUCUAGAUACCGUGAUGACAUGUGAAAGAGGAAAGGAGUCAUAAAACAAUUUUCCAUGCUGGACACAAAUUGUAUUGUGUAUCUUUUAGCUAGCUGUGUUGUAAUGUUCUUGAGAAUAAACCCUUGAGCGUGUUACAUUGGUUAAAUGCCACACGAUGUGAUAAUGCGUAAAUAUAAAUGUUGAGACUUUGUACAUUGUAUUGGCUCUCAUGUA